This is a messenger RNA of Lytechinus variegatus (green sea urchin), 573 nucleotides long. RefSeq names its product DNA-directed RNA polymerase II subunit RPB9-like (gene polr2i). The coding region runs from base 113 to 505 and encodes 130 amino acids. Gene Ontology annotation, biological process: transcription initiation at RNA polymerase II promoter; transcription-coupled nucleotide-excision repair; maintenance of transcriptional fidelity during transcription elongation by RNA polymerase II. Gene Ontology annotation, cellular component: RNA polymerase II, core complex. The transcript has 5 exons. The record is from RefSeq and is a predicted model, not a curated record. NCBI's taxonomy places the organism in Eukaryota, Metazoa, Echinodermata, Echinoidea, Temnopleuroida, Toxopneustidae. Gene Ontology annotation, molecular function: nucleic acid binding; DNA-directed RNA polymerase activity; zinc ion binding.
GUAGGAGACACCUUAGUUAGCCAUGUUAGCAUAGCGUGCGAUACAGCCUUGCGUGAAUUUCAAGAUUUUUUUUUUCAAUUUCGGUACUGGUAUUACCGUAUUAAGCAAAAAUAUGGAAUUAAGUCAUCCAGAACAAGACAAACAACGAGGCCCUGGAUUUGUAGGAAUUCGAUUUUGCCAGGAAUGUAACAACAUGUUGUACCCAAAAGAGGACAAGGAAAACAGGAUACUGCUUUAUGCUUGCAGAAAUUGUGACUACCAACAAGAAGCUGAUAAUGCUUGUGUCUAUGUCAAUAAAAUCACCCAUGAAGUCGAUGAGCUCACACAGAUUGUAGCCGAAGUGGUUGCUGACCCUACCCUACCAAGGACUGAGGAUCAUCCAUGUGAGAUGUGUGGUCAUAGAGAAUCUGUUUUCUUCCAGUCACAAGCAAAUAGAGCAGAGGAGGGAAUGCGAUUGUAUUACGUGUGCACAGCUCCAAAUUGUGGUCAUCGCUGGACAGAAUGACAGCUAUUUCUUGUUUGUGUGUUUUUUACUAUGGCAUAUUUGUAAAUAUAAUGUACGUAUAAUGUAAA